AUGACCAUGAAGUUUGCAAAGUUGGAGAAGUUCAAAGGCGUCGACUUCAGAUGCUGGGAGGAGAAGAUGCACUUCAUGCCGACUACUCUGAAAGCAGCAUACAUGUUGACUACUUACAGACCAGCGGAGGCUGAGGAAGGUGUUGUUGUGACAGUUGAAGAGAUAAGGUGGAGACAGAAGUGGGACAACGAUGACUACAUCUGCAAAGGUUACAUUCUGAACGAUAUGUCUGAUGCUCUAUUUGAUAUCUAUAGUGAAGCCUUGUGCGCCAAGGAGUUAUGGGACACCCUUGAAUUGAAAUACAUCACUGAGGACGCUUCUAGCAAGAAGUUUCUGGUCAGUGAUUUUAAUAAUUAUAAGAGGGACGAUUCAAGGUCUGUCACUGAACAAUACAAUGAACUCUUUGGCAUAUAUGGUCAGUUUAAACUACACCGUAUGAAUAUGGAUGAAUCCAUUGUUGUGCCAACCAUCAUUGACAAACUUCCUGCAUCUUGGAAAGACUUAAAACAUAACUUAAGACAUCAAAAGGAAGAACUAUAUUUGGUUCAACUUACUAGUCAUAUUCAUAUUGAAAAAUCUCUUCGUGCGAAGGAAAGUGACAAAUCUGAAAAACACAAAGGAAAAGUUAAAUCUGGAUAG
Molecule: messenger RNA, 639 nt
Organism: Lactuca sativa (garden lettuce)
Lineage: Eukaryota; Viridiplantae; Streptophyta; Magnoliopsida; Asterales; Asteraceae
Source: RefSeq, a predicted model, not a curated record